AUCAAGCAAACUUGCAGAAGGAUAGGGAUAUCCAAAAGCCCAAAAGGUCCAGUUAUGAGGUCUGUGGACAGCAUCGCAAAAUGGUCCGCCGGCCCCAUUCCACUUCACUCGAGCUGCCGAGGCAUCAGCAAAGCGCGUCAAUCACCCACUCUCUGGUUCUCAUGCAUGGCGGCAAACCAAACAAUUGAUCCAGAACAAUUUAUCAAGAACACAAAUACAGCCAACCAUUCCCUUCGCGUCCAGCAUUUCUGUGGCGAACCCCUGACCAUACCCAGCGAGUCGGCCACCGUAGCGGUCGCGUAGUCCGGAACCGGAAAGGAAGUAAACAAAACCCCUGUGCGAUCCAUGUUUACAUUAUUUUGGGUCACUGUUGUGGCCUGGCAAGUGUAAGGUUAGACGCGCUUCUGGGUUCUCUGUUAUUCUCCUUUCUCUCGAUAUACUUCUUGUCCUUUCAACAUUCAACUUUUCUGCCAACAAGUGUUGGGAGAUUGAUUACGAUUUUCGAGUCCCACUUCCUAUUGUCAACAAACAAUUUACCCCGCCAAACCCACCAAAAUGGCUGACCUUAACCUCAAUCACGACUCAACAAUCACCAUCGACGACGACAGACCUCUCGCGGUCCGCCGCCCACGACGCAGCAGUGUAGGCUCUCUCUCAAAUUCUCGAAACAAUUCUCGACCUGCAACAUUACAUCCUCACGGCAUUGCAACACCUCCCGAAACUCCCAAACGCAUCAAGAAGAGAGUCCGCUUCUCGGAUCCAGGCCCAGCAAUUGAAUCCGAAUAUGCGUCAUCGGGGCUCACGCCAUUCAUCCGCCGCACUUCUCUAUCUACACCCAAAUCAAAACGUCGACAAUCGACGCCUGCAAGACUGUGGAAUAGAGCGGGAUACGAUGUCGAGCCUGCGUCCGGCACACUACAAUUCGCGCCCCUGCGGCAGGUGCUCGAUGGAAGAGUCAAGAGGCGAAUUAAGAGGAAUGGAUUGAGCGAGGAGAUAAAUGUUAUUGAAUUCGAUAAGAGGGUUGAGGCUCGUGGGAGGAAAGCGGAGGUCGAACGUCUGAAGCGUGAACUCGAAUUGAAGGAUCUGGAAGUCCAGAGUAUGAGGGAUGAGCACGAUGUUGCAAGUCAAAUCGAGGGAGAAUCGGGGGCGUCUAUAACAACGACCACAACAUUGAGCAAUAAAGUCCAGGAAUUGGAGCGGGAGAUUAGGGAUCUUAAGGAGGAGCUCGGAAGGAGAGAGUCCGAUUCAGAUACGAUCGAUGAUCCUAACAACUGGACAAUGGCGGCAAGGGAUCCAUACAAUUACGAAGACUACGACGAUAUGAUGAUCACGAAUUACGAUGCAGACUUCGAAGACAUGACUGGCAACGACGAAUUAAUGACCACACCCACCCGCCUAAAUACAUCCUUCCCCUCUCCUCCAUCAACCAUGCCCAACACGCCCUGCAAAUCUACACAUUCCACCAACGCUGGCAUCCAAGCCAGCUUACCCAUUUCGGAUCCCGAAAAGGAGACUCUGAAAUCACAACUCCAAUCAUUGCAAGCCGAGAUCUCAAAACUCACUUCAGCGGUCGCGCUCAACGAAGAUAACGCUACUCGACUCGCUGAAAAACUAUACGAGUUCAUCCCCAUUGAUGAAUCCCGCGACCAUAACGCCCUAGACUCCGCCCUCGACACAGUCCUCACCCAACUCGCCCUCACACAAUCCCAGUUCCUCGAAAACAGCACCGCUUUCUCCGCACUCUCCAACGAAAUCACCGCUCUCGGCUUCAGCGCCUCCAGUCCCGACGAAGCACUCGAGACCAUCGCCAAACAGUUCCGACAAGCGCGCCUCGAUCUUGAAUAUCUCACCCCAGGCGAAACAGCCGAGGGGUUUGAGAAUGAGAAAUUGUUGGGCUUGCUGGUAGAUAGAAUAAGAGUGUUGAUUGAGAAAGUGAAGGAUAGGGAUGCGAGUAUUGACCAAUACCAUGAACAAGAAGUCUUACUCCGACAACAACUCAACGAUCGCGUAAGCGUAAUGGAGAGCCUACGCGGCGAUCUCACACUCGCCAGCACCGUGGUCGGCUCUCUCCGCGAAGAAAUCAAAGACAAAGAAACCGACAGUGAGAGGUUACGUGCCGCGCUAGAAGGCUACCGCAACGAAGUCUCUAGUCUCGAAGCACUGAUCUCGCGCGUUGAGGAAGAGGGCAGGGAGAAAGAGCUGGGUUUGAGGAGCGAGAUGGAUGAGUUGCAGGGGAGAUUGGAGAAUGAGGUCGCGAAACAUGAUGUUACGAGGUUGGUUAAUGAGGGGAAUGAGAUGCUUUUGCCGGAGUUGGAGAGGAGGCUUACGGCUGCGUUGGAGGCGGCUGCUGAGGUGCAGACGCGGCUGGAUACUCUCACUGAGGCAAACGCGACUAUGACAACUGAGCGCGAUGCGGCGCUUGCUCAGCUCGCUACUCUCUCAUCCUCUAUUUGUUCUGCGACUGAGGUGGAAAAACGAGAUGCUACGAUUGCAUCUCUCAGAUCCACUAUCCAAGACCGCGAACAAGCUCACGGCUCAGCACUCGCUCUCCGCGAUGCUAGAGUCUCUGAAUUGAGAAGCGAGAUCGAGCGCGUGAAUGAAGCGUUGAAGAGCGCGCAUAGCACCAUUCUCAGUUUGAGAAAAGAGAAUAAAGAGGUCAAGGAAAGAGCGGAGAGGGGGAAGUUUGUGGUCAUGGAUAUGUUGAAGCAGAUCGGACGGGCGGAGGAGAUGGGAAGGGGGUGGGUUGAGGUGGAAGGGUUGGAUAGCGGUGCUAGCGGGGUUGGGAUUGGAAAGAGGAGGGCGUCGAGUGUAGAUGUAAUGAGUACUCCGCGAGUCGAGAGGGGUCAGAGUGCAGGUGCUGGUGGUGUGGUGAGGAGGGGUGGGAUGUUUGAUGCUGGGCUGGCGAGGAGGGUGAGUGUAGGGAAGAGUGGGAAGAAGAGGAGGAGGUAUGAUAGUGGAUUGGGGUUCUUGGAGGAGGGUGAGGAAGGUGAUGAUACGAUGGUUGAGAUGUAAAGAUGGUGUUUUUAUCACAUAGUUUCUAUUUAUUUUGUCAGAAAGGGGCGUCGGUGUGGUUUUGGCGUUUAUCUAUUUCAUUGAGACUUUCAAUCGAGUCUUUAUUCUUCAUAUCCAUCAUCCAUUAAAC
Molecule: messenger RNA, 3142 nt
Organism: Cadophora gregata
Lineage: Eukaryota; Fungi; Ascomycota; Leotiomycetes; Helotiales; Ploettnerulaceae
Exons: 2
Coding region: 556-3012 (818 amino acids)
Source: RefSeq, a predicted model, not a curated record